AUGGUCAGAGAUGACCAAUGUGUAUGGUUUCAGACAUGUUCAGAGAUGACCAAUGUGUAUGGUUUCAGACACGGUCAGAGAAGACCAAUGUGUAUGGUUUCAUACAUCAGAGAUGACCAAUGUGUAUGGUUUCAUACAUGCCAUCCCGGUUAUUUUGGCGAAGUUGGAAUGCGAUAUUUUCAUUUGACAAGGAAUAAAUAUCAUUGUCCUACUAUCAACUUGGACAAAAUUUGGUCAUUGGUCAGUGAACAAACUAGAGAAUAUUACAUUGACAAGAAAGAUGGUCCCGCACCUGUUGUUGAUGUUGUCAGAGCUGGCUAUUUCAAAGUACUUGGAAAAGGUCUACUGCCCAAACAACCUGUAAUUGUAAAGGCAAAAUUUUUCAGCGGCAAGGCAGAAGAAAAAAUUAAAGAAGUUGGCGGAGCCUGCAUUCUGGUGGCGUGAAUUAAAUAAAUUAUUCAUUUCAACUUUUAUCUUUGUUUUUAUUUAAUGCGAAUCGUGUAGAGCGCAUUUUCUGCUUGUGUUUGUCGUAAUUUGCAUUAAACUAUCAAUUUUUAAAGAAA
Messenger RNA from Xenia sp. Carnegie-2017, 563 nucleotides. RefSeq names its product 60S ribosomal protein L27a-like. The transcript is spliced from 3 exons. The record is from RefSeq and is a predicted model, not a curated record. Gene Ontology annotation, molecular function: structural constituent of ribosome. Gene Ontology annotation, cellular component: ribosome; cytosolic large ribosomal subunit. Bases 1 to 444 code for a protein of 147 amino acids. Gene Ontology annotation, biological process: translation. NCBI's taxonomy places the organism in Eukaryota, Metazoa, Cnidaria, Anthozoa, Malacalcyonacea, Xeniidae.